Messenger RNA from Verticillium alfalfae VaMs.102, 1056 nucleotides. RefSeq lists its product as hypothetical. Lineage: Eukaryota; Fungi; Ascomycota; Sordariomycetes; Glomerellales; Plectosphaerellaceae. The transcript has 2 exons. Gene Ontology annotation, molecular function: oxidoreductase activity, acting on NAD(P)H. Bases 1 to 1056 code for a protein of 351 amino acids. The record is from RefSeq and is a predicted model, not a curated record.
AUGUCCCAGAAAGCGCUGUUACUUGAAGAAAUAGGGAAGCCGUUGGUUGUGGGGGAACGUUCGAUUCCACAGGCUGGCUCCAAUCAAUUACUUGUCAAAGUUCUUGUUGCUGGUCUCAACCCCCACGACCAGAGAACUCGUGAUGACGGUCUUUUCGUCACUAGCCUGCCAUAUGUCCUGGCGAGCGAUGUGGUCGGAGAAGUCGCAGUUGUGGGUAGCGGCGAGUAUUCUUCCAAAUUCAGCGUCGGCGACCAUGUCUUUGGGCACUCUUUCGCUGAAGGGGGUUUCGACAACGAUUUCAGCGGAGCACAGCAGUACGCGCUUGUCGACGCAAGAUAUGUUGGCAGGGUGGCCGGCAGUGGCCUGAGCGACGACGAGGCGUCCACGAUCCCUGUCAUUGUGCUGGCAGGCUUCAUUGCUCUCUUUGCGAAGUCCGGCCUCGGCUUGCCUCCUCCUUUUCCCGCAGAAGCAAAGUCAUUCGACUACGCCAACACGACGCUUCUUGUCAUUGGAGGCGGCUCGAACACAGGGCGGGCCACGAUCGAACUCGCCAAGCUUGCAGGCGUAGGCCGAAUUAUCACGGUCGCUGGCCUCAAGAACGAAGAGACGCUGCGAGCUUCUGGGGCCACACACAUCAUUGACCGACAAGCCUCGAACGUGCUUGAGCAAAUUCGAGCUCUGACAGGUGAUGACCUUGUGUAUGCGGUCGAUACCGUGAAUGCAGGCGUGGACCAAGAAUUGGGCGUUGCAGCGUUAUCGAACACAAAGAAGGGCAACCUAAUCACUCUCCGUCGAACUGAAGGCGAGCUGGACACCGAUCGGAUUGGUAGUAAGAAGUCGGGGUACGAUCGCCGCCUUGCAUUUGGUGUAUCUACCCUACAUCCCGAAGUGACCAUCCCGUUCUGGAAAGAGGUUCCUCGAUGGUACAAAGAGGGUAAGCUGCGUCCCAGCAGUUUUGAGGUCAUAAAUGGAUUAGAUGCAGAUGCUGUGAACAAAGCUCUUGACGAAUACCGAGAUGGGAAUGGGGCAAAGGUGAACAUUCAUCCUUGGGACUGA